Molecule: messenger RNA, 6958 nt
Organism: Salvelinus fontinalis (brook trout)
Lineage: Eukaryota; Metazoa; Chordata; Actinopteri; Salmoniformes; Salmonidae
Product: follistatin-related protein 4-like
Exons: 16
Coding region: 284-2815 (843 amino acids)
Biological process (GO): multicellular organism development; cell differentiation; regulation of BMP signaling pathway
Molecular function (GO): calcium ion binding; protein binding
Source: RefSeq, a predicted model, not a curated record
AAAGAAGUGUAGACUAAAGCCGUUGAAAUAGGGCAAGCCGGUAGUGAGAGGCACUCAGAGCUGGAGAAUGGAGCGCCGCUGCUAGAAGUGGGAACAUCCAACGCAUGCUUAUUCGCGAGCCUAAUUCAAUAAAGCCCGUCACACACGAGACUAAUCUGCAACCGGGCUGAGGCUGGAACUAAGAAAGUCGUUGCGCACCAUACACUGAAUCGUACAUCUGCUGUGGCAUAUUUGCUGGCAUAUUUAUUUUUCCUCGCUAGUGGAAUACGACAGACUGACACUGAUGGGCUUGCUGUGUAUUUGGGCACUUCCUGUCCUGCUCGGAGCCUCUGUCUCUGUCUGCUGGCUGACUGAAGGGCGGAGGAGCAUGGAUACAGCAAACAGACCAGAGAACCCCUCCCAGGGACCACAGACCAGGAAGAGCGGACAUGCUGACGGGGUGGCCGAUCCAUUCCACUCUGGGUCAGACGGAGGACCCUGCAGGAGGACAUACUGUGGGAGGGGCCGCCAGUGUGUGCUGCUGGAGGUGACGGGCCGGGCAGAGUGUGUGUGCCAGGAGAAGUGUCGGCCCACCUUUGUGCCGGUGUGCGGCUCCGACGGCAGGUUCUACGAGAACCACUGUGAGGUGUACCGCACCGCCUGCCUGCAGAAGAGACGGAUCUACGUGGUGCACAGCAAGGACUGCUUCUUCAAAGGGGACACGUGCACCAUGGCAGAGUACAACAAGCUGAAGAGUAUGCUGCUAGAUAUGCAGCCUAAAGUCCUAACCGGCGGGGACAGGAACACGUUGAGAGACAUGGACCAGAAGAGAGCCCUGGUGGACACCAUGUUUAAGUACCUGGACGUGGACCGGGACGGCCGUCUAGGAAGUGACGAGUUGGCACAGAUCUCUAUGAAGGAGCACCUGGAGGACAGUCUGCUGGAGUGUACCAUGCAGGACCUGCUCCGCUACGAUGAUUACAACAACGACGGACACCUCACUCUGCACGAGUUCUACACUGCUUUUCAGGUUGUUCAGUUGAGCCUGGCUGAGGACCAGAGAAUGAGCAUCUCCACGGUAACGGUAGGCCUCAGCACCGUGCUGUCCUGUGCCAUCCAGGGGACGCUGCGGCCACCAAUUAUCUGGAAGAGGAAUGGGAUAAUACUCAACUUCCUGGACCUGGAGGAUAUCAAUGACUUUGGUGAUGACGGCUCCCUCUACAUCACCAAGGUGACAACCAUCCAUAUGGGGAACUACAGCUGUCAUGCGUAUGGAUAUGAAGAACUCUGCCAGACCCAUGUACUGCAGGUGAAUGUUCCUCCAGUGAUCCUGGUCUACCCAGAGACGCAGGCCCAGGAGCCUGGUGUGUCUGCCAGUCUGCACUGCCACGCCGACGGCAUCCCAGACCCUAAGAUUCUGUGGCUGAAGAACGGCAUGGACCUGCAGCCCAGACCCUCCAAACAGCUCUCCCUCAUCGCGAAUGGGAGCGAGCUCCACAUUGGCAGCGUACGCUAUGAGGACACAGGAGCCUACACCUGCAUUGCGAAGAACGAGGUGGGAGUGGACGAGGACAUAUCGUCUCUGUUUGUGGAGGACUCAGCUAGAAAGACACUUGCUAACAUACUGUGGCGGGAGGAAGGUUUGAGCGUGGGAAACAUGUUCUAUGUGUUCUCUGAUGAGGGCAUCACCGUGCUGCAGCCCAGCGAGUGUGAGAUACGUAAACACAUUGAACACACAGAGAGGAUCGUGGCCAGCUAUGAGGAAAUGUGCCCUAAAAGUGAAGGUGUGUCCCCUCAGCACUGUUCGUGGUCCUCAGCGGUCAGUGUGAGGGAUAAGUACAUCUACGUCACCCAACCCCUUCAAAAACGCCUGCUGGUCAUCGACACCCAGGCCCAGAAAGUGGUGCAGGCGGUAGAGACAGACCCUUUCCCGGUAAAGCUGCUCUAUGACAAGUCACAUGACCAGGUCUGGGUUCUAAGCUGGGGCAGCAUGGAGAAGUCCCACCCAACCUUACAGGUGAUUCCCCAGGCCAGUGUUGGAGAGGUGCACCACACCAUCCGCACCCCCUUCCAGAGGGUUGAUGACUUCUUCAUCCCUCCAACCAACCUCAUCAUCACUCACGUCAGGUUUGGCUUCGUCUUCCUCAAAUCUGAACCCGCGGUGCAUAAGAUUGACUUAGAGACCUUCCACCGAGUCAAAACCAUCAGCCUGAAGACCUACAGCUGUGUGCCCGUCAGCAUGGCUUACACACACUUGAGUGGAUUCUAUUUCAUCCAGUGCCAGUCUCAGAGCAGGGACCCCUCGUCAGCCCAGCCACAGCUCCUGAUCGACAGUGUCACCGACACCGUCAUUGGGCCCAACCUCAACAUCACGGGCCAGCCCUACGUGUCCCCGAACGGCCGCUACAUCGUUACCCCGGACCAGCAGCGCGGCAAGGUCAGAGUUCAGACAGUGUCCUUCCAGGGGGUGCUGGGUCUGAGCCGGGAAUUGGACACCUCGCUCCUCGUGUCCGACCUGGUCUUCCAGCCUUCCUUCACUGAGUCCAAUCAGUACACGGUGGUAGCUGCCUCUGGCUCAGGCAUGAACCUGGUUUUCUCUGACCUAGCGUCAGGCCACAGCGAGGUCCUCAAGAGCCUCAAGGAGCCCCUGUCACCCCACACCUGGCCCUGGGGGGGGCCCAACAGAGUAGUGGUGUCCAGCGGACUGUUUGGCCAGUACCUGGUCACACCCUCAGCGGAAUCCCUCUUUGUGUUGAACGGCAAACAGAAGACGCCCCACUGCGAGGUGUCAGACAUCAAGAGAGGGAACACAGUGGUGUGGGUGGGAGAGGUAUGAGAAAGAGGGAAGAGAGAGAGAGAGAGAGAGAGAGAGAGAUAGAGAGAGAAAGAGAGAUCAGGCCAAAACACUUAAGAUAUAUGUGGACAUAAGUGGACUCAACCCUAGGACUGAGUGAGAGGAACACAUGUCUAGGUUAUUGUAACAAAAAUACACAAAAAAUUAUAAUUGAAAAAAAUAUUAAGAAAAUCCUAUUGUGAUAUUUUUACGGGGAGAAGGUGCGUGGGGAGGCCCUUCAGUGCAACAGUGAUCUAUGUGCACUUAACUGAGAGGAGUUAUGCAUUAUAGCACUUCCUUGUAACACUGCAGAUACAUGUAACAGGAGAGGGAUAUAAUGAUGACGUUUUGAAAACAUUAACUAUGCACAAUGCUCACUUUUUUAGAGUAAAGCUUUUUGGUUUCAAGAUGUUUGUCGUUCACCAGUGCUGCAAAUAGUCACAACAAGAUGUCUGUCUGGCUUUAGUGUUUACAUGUGUUUUCAGUCCUUUUCAAAACCACUGCUCUCUGUUAUUUGCCUUUGUCUGUGGAAAUGUAUUGUACGCUUUCUCUAAAAGCUCUCAUCCUGACCAACACAUAUAGGUUACUUUAAAACACAUGUUGUACCCUAUAAGUCAUAACCUGUUACUUUCAAAAAAGACCACGUUUCCAUCCGUUAGCUAAGAACAGUGGAUAUCUAAUAGCCUACAGUAGAAAACCCAUUAAAACAUGUUAUUGUACAAAGACUAGAUAUGGUACAGUAUACCAGCUCUUCCCCCUCAAUCUCACACAGUAAACCUACUUCCAGUUUUGAUCCGGUGACCUCCUAGUCCUCUGUCUACUAAGUCUAGCAUUGUAAGGAUCUUGUUCAUCAGCAUGGAGGUAUUGUAAGUCCUAUGUAUCCUUUUUCUGCCCUAUAGCUUGGUUCCAUCACGCUCCAUGACUGAAAUCCAACUUCCCCUAAAGAAUAGCUCUUCCUAUUGCAUUAUUACUGGCUAGUGCUGUGUGCGACGAAAUAGUUACAGCAAAACAACACUAUCAAAAAAUACAUAAACCGAGAUAAUCAGAUUUGUUGUUCAUGUUUGUGAUUUAUAUAUUUGCUAAUACUUUACUCAAUCUGACACAGAAGCAGAGGCUUGAUUAUGUUUCCUAGACCACUGUUGCACUGAGAGAAAUGUGUGUAUUUCAGAAAGAGUGAGGCAGAGAUGUGUAAUAUAUAUUCAAAAAGCUCAAUUCGAAGCCCAAUUAUUUUGCAGAUGUCAUGGAAAAACAACAUUUCAGGAAUUACCGUCAAAAAGCAUCAGGCACCCAGACCGCAGUACCUAUCUUGCCACCAAUACAGAGUAACUUCAGAAUAAUUCAUACGAGUCACCACCAAAGGCUUCAUCAGGACUGAGUGUUCCAUAUGCAUGUACUGAGAGUUGAGGCUCAUCACACUAAUGUUAUUUCAGAGCAAUCAAAGGUGCAUUGUCGACAAGGUAAUUUCCUCUUGAAUGACAUCUGCAGCAUUUACCAUAAAUGUGACCUCCGCGAUCAUCAGGAAAAUGUACUUUAAAAGGUUCAUUGUCACUUGUACAAUGUGCUUGUCGUCAACGCGCCUCUGAUUGAAUCCCGGCCUCGAGUGCACAGGAUCACAUACUGUACAUUGCCUCUAACCAAGACCCUGGCUGUAGACCGAACCUCUUGGUGUGAUGUUGACAUUAGAGACACUGUUGUAGAUAUACAUUGUUCUUAGUUAGAUUAGAACACAUUUUCUUUAUGCAUUUCCUGUAUUCUGGUUUUUGAGGGAAAUGGUUUGUAAAAAAAAAAAAAAUCUAAUAAAAUGACCAAAAAAAGCUUGCAGCUGUGUCACACUAUAAAUUACUUUGAACAUAAAAUAUAUAAAUAUUCAGGGACAAAUUUCCACCAAACACAUACAUCUGUUGCUAAGGUGAGGCCUAACUAUGGUACAAAACCCCAAUCUGUUCAUUUUCCUGUGUAUGUAUUUGAAUGAAAUUGUUUGUUGGUUGAUGUUUGGGCUCUGGAUUUGGCUCUUUUUGCGGAGCAGUUUCACAUUUCAAAUGGUAUCCUGACACCUGGACAGCACGGCUCUGAAAAUUGUACAAUAUUCUUCUUCGAUCCAAAGCCCAAUUGAGACAGUGUAGCUUUCUGUCUGAAACCAGGCAAGAGUCAUUUCUAACUGUGGAGUGCCAUUUGUAGUGCUCAGAAGAGUGGCACAGACCAGUCAAUGAUAAACAUCGUUUUUUCUGUUGAGUCAGGAUGUGGUGAGUGGUAAUAGGUUUUGAGUUGCCCCCCCACCCCUCAAAAUAAUAGCUCAAGACCCUGUUGGGGUUUUCAGACAUUGACUAAACACUAAGAAUAUAUCAGCACUGUGGUGAUAGUUGGCUGAAACAUGCAUCUUUGUUACCAUCCCUAAGACCUGGCUAAUCAAAAACAAGCUGUACCUGCUUCUACAUCUCAUAUUGUAAACAGAGCUGCACAGUCCUUUAAGAACUAAAACAGAGCUGCACAGUCCUUUAAGAACUAAAACAGAGCUGCACAGUCCUUUAAGAACUCAAACAGAGCUGCACAGUCCUUUAAGAACUCAAACAGAGCUGCACAGUCCUUUAAGAACUCAAACAGAGCUGCACAGUCCUUUAAGAACUCAAACAGAGCUGCACAGUCCUUUAAGAACUCAAACAGAGCUGCACAGUCAUUUAAGAACUAAAACAGAGCUGCACAGUCCUUUAAGAACUAAAACAGAGCUGCACAGUCCUUUAAGAACUCAAACAGAGCUGCACAGUCCUUUAAGAACUCAAACAGAGCUGCACAGUCCUUUAAGAACUCAAACAGAGCUGCACAGUCCUUUAAGAACUAAAACAGAGCUGCACAGUCCUUUAAGAACUCAAACAGAGCUGCACAGUCCUUUAAGAACUCAAACAGAGCUGCACAGUCCUUUAAGAACUAAAACAGAGCUGCAGAGUCCUUUAAGAACUCAAACAGAGCUGCACAGUCCUUUAAGAACUAAAACAGAGCUGCACAGUCAUUUAAGAACUAAAACAGAGCUGCACAGUCCUUUAAGAACUCAAACAGAGCUGCACAGUCCUUUAAGAACUCAAACAGAGCUGCACAGUCAUUUAAGAACUAAAACAGAGCUGCACAGUCCUUUAAGAACUAAAACAGAGCUGCACAGUCCUUUAAGAACUAAAACAGAGCUGCACAGUCAUUUAAGAACUAAAACAGAGCUGCACAGUCCUUUAAGAACUCAAACAGAGCUGCACAGUCAUUUAAGAACUAAAACAGAGCUGCACAGUCCUUUAAGAACUCAAACAGAGCUGCACAGUCAUUUAAGAACUAAAACAGAGCUGCACAGUCCUUUAAGAACUCAAAGUUCUUAUCAGAUCUUAAUUAAUACAGGCUCAACUAAGUAGAUUCAAAUCAGCAGAUAUGUCACUUUUCUUUUAAAUGAAUAUCAACAACACAAGAUGCCUAAAUUAGAGGAUACAUGUGUGCUGUUCUAAGAUCUUUAGUAACCUAGGUAACCUUAAAGGCUUUUAGCUGUAUCCGUGCUGGUUUAUCUCUAUGCAACACAUUCUCAUUGUUAAGGCAAUUACUGUUGUAUGAUGUAUGUGUUUUGUGAGCAUAAUCCUGUACGUUACAUCAGUAUUUUCUAUAGUGAGUGAAUUUUUCCCAAGAAGACAUUAAAACCUGAGUUUGGGUGUUUAAACGGAUCAUUUGUCAUCCAAUUGUUAAGUCCACUGAUCAUUCUUGUUGUCCACUCGCAAACUGUGAAGGGAUGGUUCCUUCAAUGUUUCCUCCACACCUUUCCAUGACAAUGUGUGUCUCAAUCUUUCAUUCAAACUAUUAUCAACAUUUUGUUAAUAACUUUCUCUCGUCUUUGUUCGAUUUCGAUGUACAGUUGGUAACAAUUUGGCCGCAUAUGGAUGAUUUGAUUCCAUUUUUUUUUUAAAUAUUCAGAGAAACGUUUUAAUAUUUUUUAGUUGCGUCAUCGGAACUGAAAUGUAAUGAACAGGUGUCUAUACCCCAUAUUAUCCACAGACAAGACCCAUCUCACCAGUGAUGUAUUUGAAUUAGCAUUGACUGUAAGGACAAGACAUCAAUUGUAUUGUGUUGCCUGGGAUGUAACUUUUCUUUCCCCCUUGUUUUACAAUAAAAUAUGAAAAUUAA